CAUUUACUUCGAAAACGUAGGAGGAAAAAUGCUAGAUGUGGUGCUUCUAAAUAUGAGAUUGCAUGGUCGAAUUACAGCGUGCGGAAUGAUCUCACAGUACAAUCUUAGCCAGACUGAAGGUGUACACAAUAUGAUGAACAUUGUUUUUAAGCGGAUUCAAAUGAAAGGAUUUUUCGCCACCGAUUACUUUCCUAACUAUGCAAAGUUUUUGGACGUUGUGCUCCCUUUGAUCCGAGAAGGGAAGAUUGUUUAUAUUGAAGACAUUGCUGAAGGUCUUGAAAAUGCUCCUGCUGCUCUUGUUGGUCUUUUUACUGGACGCAAUGUUGGGAAACAAGUGGUUGCUGUUUCCAAGGAGUAAUGUUUUUCAAGCCUUCUUUCAAUUGUAUUAUCGU
This is a messenger RNA of Pistacia vera, 392 nucleotides long. RefSeq names its product NADPH-dependent oxidoreductase 2-alkenal reductase-like. NCBI's taxonomy places the organism in Eukaryota, Viridiplantae, Streptophyta, Magnoliopsida, Sapindales, Anacardiaceae. Gene Ontology annotation, molecular function: 2-alkenal reductase [NAD(P)H] activity. The coding region runs from base 29 to 358 and encodes 109 amino acids. The transcript has a single exon. The record is from RefSeq and is a predicted model, not a curated record.